Molecule: messenger RNA, 303 nt
Organism: Danaus chrysippus (African queen)
Lineage: Eukaryota; Metazoa; Arthropoda; Insecta; Lepidoptera; Nymphalidae
Source: the annotation of a GenBank genome assembly
AUGGCGGUGUCGUCAGGCAGUGAAAAGCUAUUGUCGUCGUCCGGUCUGAUGGAGUUCCAGAACAUCUCUCAGUCUGUGAUGGCCAUCAUGGCUUGUAACCACGCCACCAUACAACAUCCAGGUGCAAAAUUCCCGUUCGUUAUGAAGCUGUGCUUCUCUUCGUCGCGUCAGAUCGGACAGAAGGGUCAGGGGGAGAGGCAGGUCAAGGGUCAGUCCGGUCAGACCGGACAGGCGGGUCAGACCGGACAGGCGGGUCAAGUCGGUCAGACCGGACAGAACAACGGCAUCGACGAUGACUACUAG